Prosopis cineraria is the source of this 1516-nucleotide messenger RNA. RefSeq names its product transcription factor bHLH84-like. Gene Ontology annotation, molecular function: protein dimerization activity; DNA-binding transcription factor activity. The transcript is spliced from 5 exons. Lineage: Eukaryota; Viridiplantae; Streptophyta; Magnoliopsida; Fabales; Fabaceae. Gene Ontology annotation, biological process: regulation of DNA-templated transcription. Bases 188 to 1276 code for a protein of 362 amino acids. The record is from RefSeq and is a predicted model, not a curated record.
AUUCCACCGUACUAGGACUUUGUCUCAUGCUGAUUAUUGGUGAUAAUGAAACCAAUCCCUGUCUUCUAUUUCAUUUAUGCUAGUUGGGUAUAAAUAGAGGAACACACAUCUCACUUCUCUAGAGAGGCAAAGAAACAGAAUCUUGGCUUCUUCUGAGGGGGGAAAAAAUAGAACAGCUUCAAAGACAAUGGAGGCUUCUGGGAGGAUUUCUGAAGAGUGGAGUUCUCUUAGUGGAUUAUACACAGCUGAGGAAGCUGAUUUUUUGAAUCAACUUCUUGGUAGCAACUGUUCAGUCCCAGAAGGGCUAGUAUAUGAAAAUUCCACUUUGGAAUUUCCAUAUGCAUUUUGGCCUGGACAAGAAUCAACAGUUGUGAGCGUGGCAGGCAUCAACAACAACACUACAUAUUUUCCUUCCAGUGAUGCUAAUGCUAGCGCUAAUUUUUUCUGUUUCUCACAAGGCAAUAGCUCCAGCACUGAUAGUGGUGUUAACUACCACCCUAAUGAUCCAUUAACCAAUUGUGAUUCUGUGUCUAUGGAUUUUUCUCUGGGUAAUGCCAAACUUGUCCUGUAUAGUGUUCAAAGCAAUGACCAUUUGAGCCAACAGAUAAAUGAAAAUAAUACCGAUGAAGAGUCAGGUCUGGACCCAGUUAAAAGGGUUCUUGCUGCUGAUGACAAGACCUUUCAGGCUAAUCAGGAAUUUGAAGCACUUGUUUGUUCUGAACCAGCUGACAAGGGUACAAGCACCAAUCCGGAGAAGUCAGAGAAAAGGUCUAGGAGCUCAUGCGAGGUGUCGAAGAACAAGAGGAAUGUUAAAUCAAAGAAGAAUGCAAAAUCUGAAUCUAUGCGCAAAAAUGAAGAAGAUGGGAGUUUUCAGAGGCAGAGCUCGAGCAGUUGCUGCUCAGAGGAUGAUUCCAAUGCUUCUCAGGAGCUAAACGUGGGGUCCACUUCAUGUUCAAGUCCUAAAACUUCUGCAUCUCUCAAGUCUAAUGGCAAAUCAAUGUCUGCUAAAAAUCCUGCCACUGAUCCACAGAGCAUAUAUGCAAGAAGAAGAAGAGAAAGAAUAAACGAAAGGCUGAGAAUUCUACAGAACCUUGUCCCCAAUGGAACUAAGGUGGAUAUAAGCACCAUGCUUGAAGAAGCAGUUCAAUAUGUGAAGUUUUUACAGCUUCAAAUAAAGCUUCUGAGCUCUGAUGAUCUGUGGAUGUACGCUCCUAUUGCUUACAAUGGAUUGAACAUUGGACUAGACCUUAACAUCACACCUACCAAGCAAUCAUAGGAAGUGCAUAGGAUAGCAGCAAUUCAGUUACUGAUUCCUACAGAGAAUGGACUAAAGUAAUAAAUUAGAUAAAGUUUCUAAGUAUUCUUGAACUUCGAUAUAUCAAUAAGAAUGGAUUUAUUGAUUCCUUAGGAUAACACUUGGGAGCAGAGAACUACAGCCAAGAAUGGUGUUGGUUCACUAAUCUCAAGUCAUUAGAUUCUUAUGUAUGAUAUUAUAAGACAAAUGAUUUUGAAAUUA